Messenger RNA from Eimeria tenella, 561 nucleotides. Its product is annotated as aspartyl-tRNA synthetase, putative. Lineage: Eukaryota; Apicomplexa; Conoidasida; Eucoccidiorida; Eimeriidae. Gene Ontology annotation, cellular component: cytoplasm; cytosol; aminoacyl-tRNA synthetase multienzyme complex. The transcript is spliced from 3 exons. Gene Ontology annotation, molecular function: ATP binding; RNA binding; aspartate-tRNA ligase activity. Gene Ontology annotation, biological process: aspartyl-tRNA aminoacylation. The annotation marks the transcript as partial. The record is from RefSeq and is a predicted model, not a curated record.
GAGAACGCGCUGAUUCGGGAGCAGCACGGCGUGGAGAAGUUCGAGUUUCUGGCGGAGACGCCGCGGCUGAGCUUCGCGGAGGGCGUGCAGCUGCUGCGGGAAGCUGGGAUCGGGUUGGACACGAUCCCAGAAAGCCUCGACAACUUCGACCUCCCCACAGACCUCGAAAAAGCUCUUGGCAAACUUGUGAAGCAAAAGUUCAAAACAGAUUUUUUCUUUCUCCUCAAGUACCCCGCCAGCGUCCGCCCCUUCUACUCCAUGCCCUGUCCCGAAGACCCGCGCUUUUCGAACACGUUUGACGUGUUCAUGCGGGGCGAAGAGGUGGCCUCGGGGGCCCAAAGAAUCCACGAGGGGCCCCUGCUGCGCAGCCGCUGCGAGGCCCUGGGGCUGCAGCAGCAGCAGCAGCAGCUAAAGUUUUACCUGGAGGCCCUCGAGCUGGGGGCCCCCCCCCACGCUGGCAUGGGGGCGGGACUCGAACGCAUUGUCAUGCUUUACUACGGUCUCGGCAACAUUCGCCGUGUGUCUCUUUUCCCUAGAGACCCCAAGAGGCUGAGCCCCUGA